Messenger RNA from Exophiala spinifera, 1095 nucleotides. RefSeq lists its product as uncharacterized. The transcript is spliced from 2 exons. Gene Ontology annotation, molecular function: oxidoreductase activity; zinc ion binding. NCBI's taxonomy places the organism in Eukaryota, Fungi, Ascomycota, Eurotiomycetes, Chaetothyriales, Herpotrichiellaceae. The record is from RefSeq and is a predicted model, not a curated record. The coding region runs from base 1 to 1095 and encodes 364 amino acids.
AUGUCUGAUUUUACGGUGCCUAAGCAAGCCAAGGCAAUAAUAUACUCGCAACCCGGCACGACAGAGACGAAAAUUGUUGAUGUCGAAGUGCCAGAACCACAAGAUGGCGAGAUCCUGGUCCGCAUUACUCAUUCAGGCGUCUGUCACACAGAUUACUCGCUAGCCACCCAAAGACUGGGUCAUGUGCGUUUACCUGAGGGUCAGAUUGGCGGCCACGAGGGGGUCGGCAUUGUGGUCAAGCUAGGACCUGGCGUAACGGCACGUAAACUGGGCGAACGUAUAGGCAUCAAAUGGAUAGCGUCAUCCUGUUUGACUUGCGACAUGUGCCUUUACGGCUACGAGAGCAAAUGCGCGCUCCGCAAAGUCUCAGGUUUGGGCCACCCGGGCACCUUUCAACAAUACCUGGUCACCCAUGCCCAAUACGCCACGCCUAUUCCACCAGGAGUCGACUCGGCCAAAGCAGCCCCUCUACUCUGCGGCGGCAUAACGGUAUACGUCGCGUUACAACGUGCAGAUUUGAGUCCUGGCAACUGGGUUGCUGUCUCGGGUGGAGGCGGCGGUCUGGGCUCGUUAGCCAUACAGUAUGCAAAGACCAUGGGUCUACACGUCUUGGCCAUCGACCAUACCUCCAAGGCCGACUUUUGCCGCAGUAUCGGUGCUGAUGCCUUCCUUGACUUCACAAAGUUUGGCGGCGAUGAUGGUGACAAGGCUCUUGUCGACGACGUAAAGCGGAUUACAGACGGUGGCGCACACGCCAUUCUCGUGUGCAACUCGUCAGCGAAAUCAUACGAUCAGUCAUUAGACAUGGUUCGAUAUGGCGGCACGGUGGUCUGUGUCGGAUUACCUGAGAGUUCGUCGGCACCUAUAAGCUGUGCUACUCCGUCAAAUAUGAUCAUGAAUAGGUUGACCAUCAAGGGCACAAUGAUCGGCAACCGCAAAGAUGCAGUCGAGUGUCUCCAGCCACUAGCUCGAGGUCAGAUCGAUCCCCAGGUCACGGUUCGACCGAUGAGCCAUCUGAGCCAGGUGAGGAACUUUGCGAUAAUGCUUGCUCUAAAUUGCAUCUCCUACAAACCAUUGCUGGUCACUCUAUGGUGA